This is a messenger RNA of Dracunculus medinensis (Guinea worm), 849 nucleotides long. Lineage: Eukaryota; Metazoa; Nematoda; Chromadorea; Rhabditida; Dracunculidae. The record is from the annotation of a GenBank genome assembly.
AUGGCUUCUUCGAAAGAUUCGAAUUGGAAUAGUUUUGAUGACGAUUCAGCGUUAUUAUUUAAUCUCGAUGAUGGUGUCGAAAAUAAUAAAAUUGCGCGCACACAAUGCGCCAAAUCUGAAGAUUUACAAAGUACGGUCGGGUGGAACAAUUUUCAGGUGAAUAAUGCAGAAAAUGGCGAAUAUCUUGAAGGUCAAAAUCAAAUGCUUAUGUUCAAGAUCAAAAAUCUUGAAAAAGAAAAUGCGCGGUUGCUUUCUCAGAAUAUUUCGACUCAAGAAAGAUAUGAAAAAAUCUUAAAAGAAGAGUCUAUGCAGCAUAAAAAACGUGAACAAAAUUUAUUAGAUGCCUUGGCUUCACAGACUCAGGACGAUAAAACAAAGAACUUCCGUCAAAGGUUGAUUAUUAAUUCUACUGGUGGAAAAGACAGCGAAUACGAAACGCAAAGUUCGAAUAUUCAGAAAUCGUUUCCAAGUUCUAAGCCUGAUUGUUUGCAAAUUAAAAAAGCAGAGAUCCCUUCUCGGCGCUUUGGAGUGCCUUUCCCAAAGAACUUAGAUGAAAUGCAUAAUUUACACAACAUUUUCAAACAUCCAAGAAGGAUUUCUGAUGAUAUACAGAUGACUUUCCCUUCAUAUCCAAGCCAAGCAAAUUGUAUUACGAAACAGGCUGAUAACAAAGUUUUCAAUUCAUCAUUAACCCAAUCGAUUUUUGGAGCUAUGUGGACGAUAUAUUGCAAUUAUGAACAUCCUGAUUUUUGGGGGAAUGAUCCAUUUUUUGCACUGAAAAAAGUAACAGGACUCAAUAAUUGCGAAAAAGUUGUUCAUUUAAUUAGUGAGGAAGAUUUAAUCGCUUAA